Molecule: messenger RNA, 405 nt
Organism: Leptosomus discolor (cuckoo roller)
Lineage: Eukaryota; Metazoa; Chordata; Aves; Leptosomiformes; Leptosomidae
Source: RefSeq, a predicted model, not a curated record
AUGGUGUGCAUUCCUUGUAUCGUCAUUCCAGUUCUCCUCUGGGUCUACAAGAAAUUCCUUGAACCCUAUAUCUAUCCCGUUAUCGCACCUUUCAUUAAGCGUGUAUGGCCCAAGAAAGCUGUGCAAGAAACAACAGCCACAAAGCAAGGUGAAGGAGGCAUCACUCGAAAUCCACGGGCACGUUCAGCCGCAACAAGAGAACAGGAGGAUGAAUCUGGAAUUUACAACUUUGAGAGCAACGGCGUUGUAAAAGGAAUUGCUGCAGAGAGAUCCACAGACGUUUCUGACAAGAAAACAGAUCCUCGAACCGUCACUGAGGUCCAGGCUUGUUCUUGUGACCGUGUUCUCGCCUGUCAGAUGACCAGUGGUUCCAAAGACUUGCUUGUUGCCCACCAGAUGCCUCUG